Molecule: messenger RNA, 2623 nt
Organism: Anopheles arabiensis
Lineage: Eukaryota; Metazoa; Arthropoda; Insecta; Diptera; Culicidae
Exons: 5
Coding region: 522-1040 (172 amino acids)
Biological process (GO): positive regulation of voltage-gated potassium channel activity; sleep; regulation of synaptic transmission, cholinergic
Source: RefSeq, a predicted model, not a curated record
AUUGGACUGGCUUUCCAGUCUGUAACGGUCAGUCGGUAGUGUCGGAUCAGUCGAACGGAGAACACACGCACACACACACGUGGGACGGGAUUAGUGGAGUUCUCUUCUUCUCUUCUCCUCUCUUCACCAUUCUACAAACAGCCAAACCCUCUACAGCUGUCUGUGUUCUAGUGUUUAACUGUGGUCUGAAAGCAGCUAACGGACGUCUUUUUUGUGUGGUUUCGGAAAGAGAGGUUUAAACUGAUUCUAAUCUAUUCCAUCUACGAACAAAGGCCAAAGUGAACCAAAUACGAAACAAAUCACGGAUUACAAUACCAUCCUCUACCAAAGAUCAUCAUACUUUGUAGGAGUUUCAUCGAUAUAAGCAAAACUUGUGGCAGCAUAAAGCGAACUACAAUUGAACAACAACGACGACGCCGACGCCAACGUGUCUCCCAGCGGGCCAACUUGAACCGGAAAUAGCCGGUGCCGACGAUAUUUGCAGCACAAUCUAAAACAACCAACACAAGGGCCGCGACAAAAUGAGCAAAUUCUAUUCGAUUUUUAUGCAAAUGUGUGUGAUCGCCGCAUCGAUGCAGACUGGCCUUUGCAUCAAAUGCUACAACUGUGACUCCACCAGCAACGAAGAGUGUAUGGAUCUGAAGCGCAACUCUGCCAUCGUCGCCGAGACGUGCACUCCGAGCAAGAUGGCCGCCACCACCGGUAACUGGCUGGCCGAUCUGACGCGCAUUGAGUACUUUGGCGGUACGGAAAUUACUGUCCCGAUGGUGUGCCAGAAAAUUGUCGCCUCCAACGAAAAUGGCGAUACGAUGACGUACCGGGGCUGCCAGCUUGACGGUGGCAAAACCGACCCAUGCCAGAUUGCGUACGGCAAGGCGAAGCUGCAGCGGGGCGUCAAGAUUGAAUCCUGCUCGAUCUGCAAGGACGACGCGUGCAACGGUGCAACCCGGCUGGCGAUGGGUCCCACGGUUUGGCUGCUCAUCGGGGGCAGCAGCCUACUCGCGCUGAUUGGAUUCACCUCCCGCCGGCAGUUCCUGUAAAACCUGCUCAUCCUCACCAUCUCUUGGAGUGUGUUCUCCUUCAAUCGUUUACAGCUCUGGCCCUGCUGGAGCUGGAGUGCACCCAACCCACACUACACCAACCUGUACAUAUAUGGUAUCGAUUGACUUCGGAUCGAACUCAAACUGGCAUUAAUGCACUAAACCGCCCCUGCGCCAUAUUAUGACGCUAUUUGUAAGGCACAAAACCACAACCACCACCACCAUGAUAUGAGUAAAGGAGAAAAAUGUUGUAAACCACAAUCUGUCACCCUAAAAAUAGGCCCUCCACCCUUUCCCCGCUCGCUUAAUCGGCUCUAAAUUAACAACAGUUAUCAUCCAUGCCUUAGCCGAUGCCAGUGAGUCACACACCAAUUUAAACGGUUGCGCGGGCAAGUGGUCGGGCGUAAUCGCUUAUUAUGAUAAAAAAAUGAGUCACAACAGUGCAGAGCACGGUGCACGGUGUAGUAUGAUCGAUUUUUUUUUUUUGCUCUUUUUCGGGAGACACGCUAGUGAUUGAGUAGAUAAAGUUAUGAACAGCAUAACUCUGGCUACUGCCCGUAGAGCAAACUAUAUGGCAGCCUGCUGAUAAACCUGAUGCGAAUAGAUAACGAAGGUGUUUGAGUGUCGGUGACACUCGGUAAGGGAAGCAAGCAGCGAUCAGAGGUGUGCUGUGCGCUGAUAAGGGUGGUCUAAGUUUAAGAUCUUUAAAUUACGAUAAACGGAAAUAGAGAAAUAGAAUUCACACAUUAUUGAUAAUUAGAUGGGCAAGAAGAAACGGGGAGAGAUAAACUAAAACAAACAACAACGUAGUAAACUAUUGGAAUAGAGCCCCCAUAAGGUGAAAUUCACGCAUAUGCCUUCAUUCGAUCAACCUAACAACAAAACAACCAAAACGAACAACAGCACAACUUGUUGGGAAGCAUAAGUUAAGAUUGUCACACAUUUUCGAACAUAAGCUAAACAACACAGACACAUUUGAGACCGUCGCUAGAGACCAUAUGCUAGCAACUACUCUUUGGCAAAUGCUUUAAAAAAAAAUGUUGCUUUCAGCACAAGCAAACAAACAAUGUCAUGUUAUUAGAAAUUCUUAAAAUACUAAACACACAUACUAUCACCGUAAUAGUAAGAGGUAAAGUUCGCGAAUAAAAACUAAAACGAUUGCAGAACAUUUUGCGCUGCAUUUUUCCGUUUGUUGUUUGGCACAAUAAAUAUUAGACGUAAAAUUCUAGCAAGAACCGACCGUGAAGCUAGAACUAGGUUCUAUGAGUAAUAACGUACCCAAAACACGAAAGCACAAAGCAUUUAGCGCGGACCCGUGUGUUGUGUAGGUGUUUACUACCCCCCAAACGUUAGGCACCCGUAGGCACGAUCAUGAUCAUGGUAGUGUAGUAGAUGGUGGUAGUUGUCGUAAAUGGCGCCAAGGCGCUUCAACACCAGCCAAGAAGGCACACGAAUGAGUCUCAGUCUCAAGCAGCAGCAUGUAGCAUCACCAGAAUGAUAAGAAGUGGAGUUUGUGAUCCGUUGUUUUUCUGUUUUAAAUAAUAAAAUAAAUUGUUAGUAAAAUGUUAUGUUUCAAAAUUUAA